AUGGCCACCCUCGCUGAACACCCUUUAGCCCAUGCUUCUCCUAUGCCAACUAUGACAAGUUAUGAACAAGAUAUCGACUCAUUUAUCAACUUUGACCAAAUCACCUACACGACCGACUCCGCCCGCCCCAAGGUCGCGCUUGGCCAGCCCUCCAUCCCCAGCACAGAGUACAGUGCCAGCGAUGCUCGAAGUGCCAGUUACGCCUCAAGUGGACAAUCUCCAAUCUCAUUUCAAGCCCCCAGUCACCACUACGAGGAGCACCGUCAACAGACUGGACUGCCGCCCGGUGCGCUGUCCAUGACCUACAACCAGGUGCCCCAGAUGACUUUCAACAGCGGCAACCCCGGAUAUCCAGUGAAUGGUGAGAUGUACACAUCUAUGAAGCGUGAAGAUUCAUCAUUCGACUUUAACACAGCACCACCCCGGAACCCCUCGGAAAUUGAUAUGGAAUCCGAUGGCAUGAACACCACAUACUUCUUGGGGCCGAACUCCACCCGCACGCAAUACGUCGACCCCAACGCUCUCGGCGGCCAUGAGCUGGCUCAGGUCGGUCCUUCAACACAGGUCGGUCGCAUGUACCCUGGUAUGCAUCAGCAGCAGGCUGCUAUGGCUGCCAAGGCCGCCCAGCAACAAAAGAACAGCGAGAUGCUUCGUCAUCAGAUGCAACGGCGUCGCGCGGAGGAGGCAUCCAACCAGGCCAUCCGUCAAACAGAUCCCGUGAUUGAGGAGCGAAUUUCCCGUCUUCUUCAACAGAUGCGCCAGAACGCUAUCGCUGCUGGCGAGGCUUCUCCCGACUGCUCGUCUAUGUUGCCCCAGAUGGCUAAGGCGAAGAAGGAUGAUGCCGAUAUGGAUGAGGAUGAGCGUCUCCUUGCCAGUGAAGAGGGCAAAAAGCUCAGCAGUAAGGAGCGCCGUCAACUACGGAACAAGGUGUCUGCUCGCGCAUUCCGUUCCCGUCGUAAGGAGUACAUUGGUCAACUUGAGAGUGAAGUAGCCGCCCGCACCAACGAGGCUCACGAUCUUCGCAUGCAAAACCGUGCUCUAUUCGAAGAAAACGCGCGGUUGAAUGACCUUGCCCGUAUGCUUUUGGGGUCGCCUCAUUUUGCCAACUUUCUGAACGAAAUGCCCGACACCGUUCCCCGCCAGCAACCUCAGCCCCAGCAGGCCGCUCCUCAACCACCCAUGCCUACACCCGCGCCGAAGGAUUCCAACGUCCCGCGUCAAGAAUUCCAGAUGCAGCAGAACCCACAGGUCAGCAUGACCAUGGCUCCCAAUCAAGCCAUUGAUCAUUCUAUGUUGAACGCCGGAGGCUGGAACUCCGGCAUCGAUAUGAACUAUGGCAACACCCCUGUUUUCGCAGUCUUGGAGGUUCCCGAAGGUCCUGCUAUUGACUUCGAGGCCCUCUCUAGCAAGUCGUCCUCGCCAUAUAUGCCUGCGUGCUCGAAGAAAGAGUCCCCCGUCCUCGACCUACCAGAGGCACAGAUGCAGCAAUUAGACAUUGGUGUUGUCAAUCCUGAUGUCGAAAUUGAUGAAUCUGACCCUGCCUUUGCUCUCUUUGUGGACUCCCCCUCAUCCCCUGUUUCCUCCCCCGAUUUUAUCUCCAACACCGUUUCAGCUGAGACGACAUCCGAUUCUGAGCUUGAUCUCAACACGAUCGAAGCUCACAUUGAUGCCCAGAAUCGUCUUGAUUUCCUUUGUUCCAGCAUUAACCCUGCCUUUGAGCGGAUUUCCGCAGUCACAUCCCACUUACAGUGA
Penicillium taxi is the source of this 1752-nucleotide messenger RNA. RefSeq names its product bZIP transcription factor. The transcript has 2 exons. Lineage: Eukaryota; Fungi; Ascomycota; Eurotiomycetes; Eurotiales; Aspergillaceae. Gene Ontology annotation, biological process: regulation of DNA-templated transcription. Gene Ontology annotation, molecular function: DNA-binding transcription factor activity. The coding region runs from base 1 to 1752 and encodes 583 amino acids. The record is from RefSeq and is a predicted model, not a curated record.